Neoarius graeffei (lesser salmon catfish) is the source of this 3777-nucleotide messenger RNA. RefSeq names its product NADH:ubiquinone oxidoreductase complex assembly factor 2 (gene ndufaf2). The transcript has 4 exons. Gene Ontology annotation, cellular component: membrane. Gene Ontology annotation, biological process: mitochondrial respiratory chain complex I assembly. The coding region runs from base 66 to 551 and encodes 161 amino acids. Lineage: Eukaryota; Metazoa; Chordata; Actinopteri; Siluriformes; Ariidae. The record is from RefSeq and is a predicted model, not a curated record.
UUCAUGAUAGCUGCUGCGCAUGUGCGAGAGAGAGAGAGUUCAAUAUUAAUACGUUAUCGCUUAUAAUGAGUCGUUUUGCGUCUCUAUUAAGGAGGACUUUUGGUGUAAUGAAAGAACAUGUCGGGACAGAUCAUUUAGGAAAUAAAUAUUACUAUAUACCCGAGCAGAAGACAUGGACAGGCCGGGUUGUUCGGGCUCGGCGGUUUGUGGAGGCGUCCAAUCCAACAGAGUUUGAGUACCUGGAAGGAAGCAUUCCCUCUGAAUGGGAUGCUUGGAUUAGAGGACGACGCAAGGAUCCUCCUACUGUUGAGGAGUUGCUAAAGAAUGAACAUUACAGAGAACAAAUCAAAAUCAAAGCGCAGGAGGCUGAAGAGAAAGACAGAGAACUGCAAGCCAGAGAGUAUGCAGAGGGACUGGUUGCACAGCCGAUGCAGACUCAGGUCAAAGGUCAUGCUGCUGCUACACAGUUUGGGCAGUCAGAAAUCAGUGAGGAGCCUGUCAGCACUGCAAACACGUUCCAGCCCGGAUCCUGGGCUCCUCCGAAAAAAUAAAACUGUCUAAAAGGGUGUCGUCAGUCAAGUCCCGGACUUUCAAAGGGCAGCUGUGAAAGAAUGAAGUGUGACCGUGAAUGUCCUGCUUUUUACUGCAAUUGAGAGCUUCACUGAAUGGGUGAAAAUGUUUCCGUUUUCAUAUCUAAAUAAACCUAGUGCAAAAUGUAGUUCUUUAAUGGUUGAUUGGAAACUUUAACUUAUGUCUUCUAUGCACAAAUUUCUCUCAUACUUUUGUUACAUUUGUUUUUUGUUUUUUUCCAAAUACAAUUCUGAAUUCAUUUGCUCAGGUAAUGUUAUUUUGUGCAUCUGUGUGCUUGUGAAAGAUAGUGAACCUAGUCUUGGCUGCUUUUUUACAUUUAUGCAUUAGGUUCUGUUUUACAAUCGGGUAUUACUUUACUGAGAUGUAAAUGAACGGCACAUAAUUUCAGAGCUACAGGUCAUAUACUGGGCGUGUUACUCGUAGUGAGAAGACAGCAUGUAGUGCAUUUCUAAAAUUGACCCGCUCUUAUAGUCCACAAGAGUAACGUAUACAAAGUGGAAAAACUGUUGGAAUAGAUGUGAUUAAGUACAAAUUUUCAAGUUACUAUACAGCGAUAUUUGUACAGGGUGGUAACUGUAAUAAUAACUGAAGUGGUGAUUACAGCCCUUGUGGUUUUCCAGAGAGAACACUUUCUGACAAACAUUUCAACCACAUGUGAAGCUCUGCUGCAAAUGUGUCUCACAUCUGUUUCAAGUCCUGUGUUGUUGUUUUUUUUUUUUACUGUGCAACAACAGUAUUCUGCUUCAAAAGAGAGACAUUUUCUUUAAAAAUCAUUUCUAACCUCUUCAUAUGAUCUGUUUUCCAGAGAGGACAUUUUUAACGGACAAAGGAUCCUGUCGGAGGCACAAAGUGUAACUUCCACUUAAAUAUCUUUCUAUUGUGAAUGAAAGUAUACUGUACAUCGCGAAGUAAAACCUAGUUAGUGCUAAAAAAAAAAAAAGCAAUUCUGAAUUUAACCAGUAAAAUCUGAGUAUAAUAAUUAAAGUAGAAUUAAAUGAAAUGACCACAAGGACAAAACCGAGCCCGCAAUUGACUCUUACAAACGUAUAAGAAAUUACAAGAGACAGUACUGCUGUAGGUAGGACUCUGGCCUGAGUUUCCCAAAAGCAUCGCAGCACAAAGAUCAUCGUUGAAUGGUAUACCGAGCAGCACAAUGAACACUCUCUCUCUCUCUCUCCCUCCUAGUUAAAGAUGCUCUUAGUGUUAAGAGGCUUUUGGAAACCCACCCAUGGUGUGUUCCUGUAAAAUAAAGUAUAAGAAACUCCAGUUUAUGCUUAUCCUGAACCUAGUUGCAGGAGUCAGUUGUUGUUAAAAAAAAACAUGAUUGUGAAACAACCCAUUGGCAGGCGUUUAUACAUGAAACACUUUACAAAUGAGGCCCAAACGCUAUUUUUUUUUUUUUUUUUAUGCCUCCGCCACCUUAAGGUGCAGGAGGCAUUAUGUUUUCGGGUUGUCCGGCUGUCCCGAAACCUUGUGAACACGAUAUCUCAAAGGCUAAUGAAAGGAAUUUCACCAAACUUUCACCAUGUGUGCGCUUUGGGACAAACAUGAACUGAUUAGAUUUUAAGGUUAAAAGGUCACAGGUCAAGAUUACUGUGAGGUCAAAUGUCCAUCCCCAAACCUUGUGAACGCCAUAUCUCAAAGGCUAAUGAAGGAAAUUCACCAAACUUUCACCAUUUGUGCACUUCGGGACAAAGAUGAAAUGAGUAGAUUUUGAGAUCAAAAGGUCUAAGGUCAAGGUCACUGUGAGGUCAAAUGUCCGUCCGAAAACCUUGUGAACACUAUGUCCAAGGCAAAUGAAAGGAAUUUCACCAAACUUUCACCAUUUGUGCAUUUGGAGACAAACAUUAACUGAUUAGAUUUUGAGGUUAAAAGGUCACAGGUCAAGAUUACUGUGAGGUCAAAUGUCCAUCCCCAAAUCACAACUUAAUAAGGCGUGUAGUCUACCAGGCGGAGGCAUCGAGUUCUAUCUAGUUUGCUCUACACUGGUUUUGAGGACACAUUAUCAUUCAUGUUACAUGUAUCUGACUGCCUCAUCAGAUUUGUCUUGAAGAUGGAUUUGGUGCCUGAACACGGGGGGGGGGGGGGAUCCACCCUAAAAGAUCCUUAAUCUUUAUACUUAACAAAAGAUCAAUUUCAUCCCGCAUUAUUUUACAACAAACUUUUGUAUUUAAACUUGUUAUUGAGGUUUUGAUCACUUGCCAAUAAUGCCAUUUGACUACUUGCUGUCAGUGGUGCAAGUGGGAAUUUGUCUUUUCCUCAAGAGAACAAUGCAGCAGCACUUUAGUUUCCAGCUCUCUCAUCUCUUCCUCUGUACACUCUGCUCAAAACAGAUCAGCUUCAACUUUCAUUCUAGUACCACCAUCAACGCCAUCGUGUUCGUCACGCAUCUCUGCUGGAACUCAGAGUUCAAUGUUUGCUGUCUCCACUACGAUGUAUUUUUCGCACUAAUCUAAUAGUGAACGUUGUGAGAAAAUAACGAAUAGAAAAAAAAACACACUCUUGCUCUUUUGUUUCUAGGAGUAAACAGGAAAACCUAAGUAAAAUCUGUGACAUCAUAACCCAAAACCUCAUGCAAAGAACAAUGACAGCACCAACCAACACCAUUAAACUCAUCACAAAUAAUUCAAUAUACACAUGUAAUGUGUUUCAGAGUGAAGGUUUCCUUUAACACCAACCCCUUGAGCUUUUUCCAUCUGUCUAAUGUAUGUGGACCUUAUUUAAACAGUAUUUAAUAAAUAAAUUGUGAUGUGUAUUUUGCAGUUGUGUUAUUUGCCCAAAUUUGAGAUUGUCAUUCUGAAUCUUUAGACAAUAUCAGUAAAAUACUAUCACAAUUCUUAAAGCACAGCCACAUGGACUGGACAAACAUUAAGACAAUUCAGGCUGUUAAGAGCUCUUUUUAAUAAUAAUAAUAAAAACUUUAGUGGAUGGUAUUGGAAAAGGUCAACGUUAAAAAAAGUAUUGGAAUGCCGAGUGCUGCAAUUGUGUUACAGCAGUGAAUUUUCCAGAAAAAAAAAAACCAAAACACUGCAGUUCUGCAAAAGUGAUCUCAAUUAAUCAGCCCGCAUGACGUGCACUCUCAUGGUGAGCGAUAAGGCCGCCUCGAAGCCCCGUUUCACCCAAAGCCCCUGCAGGAGCUGCUCUGGGUUUUGCACAGCUACGAGGGUUUUUUUUUUGUUUUUAAAA